Micropterus dolomieu (smallmouth bass) is the source of this 1712-nucleotide messenger RNA. It is a transcript of the gene gpatch11, whose product is annotated as G patch domain containing 11. The transcript has 8 exons. Lineage: Eukaryota; Metazoa; Chordata; Actinopteri; Centrarchiformes; Centrarchidae. The record is from RefSeq and is a predicted model, not a curated record. Bases 113 to 916 code for a protein of 267 amino acids. Gene Ontology annotation, cellular component: kinetochore. Gene Ontology annotation, molecular function: nucleic acid binding.
UACCUUUGAACGAACUAAACAUCAGUGAAGAAAAUACAAACGGUCAACCGGGUAAUUAAUUCAGGCAGUAGCGGGUCUUUUCAACAUUUAUUUUGUCUUUUGCGCGGCUGCAAUGUCUGAUGAGGAAGAGGAUUAUAUGUCCGAUGCAAUUCUCACUAAAAUACAAGAUGUGAAACCAGGUGUCAGCAUGGUGAGGCGGGUAAAAGAAGCUAUGAAAAAGGAGACACAGCAAAAGGAGACGAACAUCAAGAACCGCCAGAAGACCUUCAAGGAGCAGGAGAAAGAAAGUAGAGAAGCAGCUUUACAAAACUCCAUUAGCAACGAGAACAAGGGAUUUGCACUUCUGCAGAAAAUGGGUUACAAAGCUGGCCAAGGCCUUGGGAAGAAAGGGGCAGGGAGGGUUGAUCCAAUUCCUCUAAAUAUCAAAACUGACAGAGGUGGCAUUGGAAUGGAGGAGGUGAAGAAAAGAAAAGCUGAGGAGGAACUUGAACAUUAUCGGCAGAAAGUACGAGCCAAACAACAGAAUGAGACAAAAUCUCUGGAAGAUUUUAGGUCAAGAGUAAGGACAGAGAGAGAGGAGCGAAAGAUUGAAGGAGAUCUCAGAAGGAGUCAGCGAGCCUGUGAGCAGCUUGACAGUCAGAAGGGCAUCACUGUCCCCAGGGAAGACUGGUACUGGCCUAAAGCAGAGACUGAUGAUGAGGAAGAUGGUCUUAAGGAGGAGGAGGAGGAGGAGGAGGAGGAGGAGGAGGAAGGGAAGGAGGAGAUUGUGGAAUUAACGUCCUUUGACAAACUGCAAAUUAUGACAUCCUAUUUGAGAGGAAUCCAUUUUUACUGCAUAUGGUGUGGGACUACUUAUAACGAUGAAGAGGACUUGUGCUCUAACUGUCCCGGGGAUACAGCAGCAGACCACGAAUGAAUUUAUAGAAUAAGUUCCCAAAAACAAGCAGACAUCACUGUUUAUGCUGUUUGUGGGUGGUGGUCUUGAAAUUUUGUUUACAUUUAGAAAUAUUGGGGGGUAUUUAGGACACCUUUUAAUAUUUAUAUUUUGAAAAGAUUUUUGAGACAUGUUUCAAGAGCAAUUGCAUACCUUCCAUACCUUUUUGAUUAAUUUUUUUCAGAAUUAUAACUUGUUAUCUAAUCUAUUGUUUUAUUUUCGCUACUUAUAUUACAAUAAAUUGCUUUUAGUUAACAAAAUGUAAAAUGUCAUACUCCCUAACUCUCUAAUCUGUAUGUUGUGCUCAGUUGUGAGUAUAUAUGGGUGAGAAAUUAUUUUUAUUAUUUCAAUAUCUUAUGGUGUUACCACUGGAUUACAUUACUGUUACCUAAAAUUGUAUUUCUUUCACUUGUGUCUCUGAAGUGCUGAAACAUGAUAUAAAGUUGGACAGUACUGUGUGUACGACUGAUUUAAUGAGACACAAAUAAGACAGAAGUGUGAUUAACAGUAAACUACUACAGCUUUUUGACAUUUUAUUUGAUUUUAGAGAACUUUAUACUGUACAAAACGUGUCCAUAUCAGGGGUACAUACACAAAGCAAAGAAAAAAUGUACAAGAAGAACAAAACGAAAUUAGGAGAGAAAAGCUAAUUCAAAAUAUUGUAUCAUAGAUCCAUAAGACAUUUAUCUUUAAGUGAAGAGGCUAAAUUAUAGAUGAAAAUAAGAAAUUAAAUAAAUGCACAAAAUUGUGAAAAGUUUAUUAAAAAAGUAAUUAUGAA